CUUCUGUCUCUCUCACAAACAAACGAGCUCUGGAUACAAAUCUAGUCGCAACAGACAAUAUUGUCAUUUUAUCAAACGAAUAGCUAACGCUCUGUCCUAUAUCUGUAUCAGGAUUCAAAUAAUAGCACUAAUGUAACCGUUACAUUUAAGAUUUUACGUUUUUUUUUAUCAUUAAUAAUAAUAAUCUUUCUGAAAUGCUGAUGCGAGGAAAAUAAAAAAUUUAAUCUCGUUAAACUUGCUGAAAGGUUUCACAUUAUGAGCCGUUAUACUCAUACUGUGUAUUUUGGUGGUUGAUUUAUUUUUUUUGGAAGUGAAAUCUCAUUUAUAAUGUGGACGCGAUCUACACUCAAGUUUGUCCUCUGUGUUUUAGCUGCGAUUAAAGUUCAGCCUGCCCCAGAAGAGCUGUGUCCUCGACAAGAGCCCCUUCCUGGAGUUUUGGUCUUGAAGUUAGGAAGCAAUGUUGUGUUUGGCUGCAGGGGCAGUAUCACUGUGGACGGUGUGCCAUUGGCUUCGGCCAGUGUCAUGAAUAAAAAAUACAGCAAGCAGAGAGACAUCACAGUCAGCUGGACAUCCCAAAAGCAUUAUACUAGUGCUACACAGCUAACCAGUAUGAGGGGAAAUGCUACAACUGGGACAUACCAAAACACUGAUUCUGCUAUGCACACCAAUGCUGAAGGGGACACAACGGUCACCGUUAAACCACCUGUAACCAUAAGAAAGGAGCAACACACUUCUAGACGUGUUUUGCGUGCUGUCACUCAAACUACUGGACAGGAGGAAGAGGUCUUUGGUAUCACCAUGGGGACAGAUUUUGAGCAAGAUGAUUAUGAGGACUAUGAUUAUGAAGAGGAACGGUCCAGGGUGACAAGAGGCAUCAAAAAGCGAACACGCUGGACUCUCAAUGGACGACAAGUGCAUGCUGGAGUGGAAAGGGGAGGGAUUUUAAGACGGCCUCAUCUCAGCCUGGCAGAUGCUGGGAAUUACAGCUGCUACAGAGGAGAGAGACUCAUUUCCACAGUCAGAAUCAGCGUAGGGGUGCCCCCAGAGAGACCCACUCUCUACUGCUACAGGAAGUUUCACACAAGUAAAGUCCGCUGUGAUUGGACUUCCAAAAAUCCAGUAACCCCACGGCCACUGUGUUACCUUAUUAUAACACGAUUUUUUGGCAAUGCCACUCGUAUACCUUGUUCAUUUUCCCGCUCCCGCUGUUGGUGUGCUUUUCAUGUGGAAGAGGGUGACAGAGAUCUCCAUAAAGCAAAACUGUGCAUUUAUAACACAGCAGGCAGUGCCAUGAGCCCUUACCAUAACUUCAAGCUGCACGACAUCAUUAAGCCAGACCCUCCGACUCAAGUGGUGGUGAAAGCAGUUGAGGGCCAGAAGCAUAGGCUUGAAGUAUCCUGGACUUAUCCCAGUUCCUGGAAGCAUGGCUUCUAUGUCUUGCAUUUCCAGCUGAGAUACAGACCACAAUUCCAUGAGCAGUACCAGAAAGUGCUUAUAGAUGACAGGAUGGACAGACAAUUAUCCUGGACAAUUUAUGAUGCUCUGCCACACAUUCAGUAUGAAGUGCAGCUCCAGGCCAAGGAUGAGUUCGAUGGGCUCUGGAGUGACUGGACUGACACGGUCUAUGCAGUCACUUGGACAGCUCCUGAGACGACUACUACUUCUGAGAGUAUUACUUUGGAGCCCCUUGAGCCGUUUCCUGAAGGUUCAGGAGGAUCUGGAGAAGACCCUGGUGUAGAAUCAGAGGCAAUAGAUGAGGCUGAUUGUACUGCAUAUGCUAGAGUGUGGCUGUAUGUGCCAUGUGUUUUUGGGAUGUGUUUUCUUGUAGUCUUCACCCUGCUUACAGUCCAUUUACUCAGGAAUAGGCUGCAUUUCAUGUCUAAAAUAGGAAAACAGACUUUGCCCUUUGCAUUCUUCCUUCAUUCCCCUCGACCUGUUCCUGCUCCUGUUCUCUCUGAGCAGCUUCCAGAGGAGGGAAAGUCACUGAUGUCUCCUCCCAAACACAGCCAGCAAGACUUCCUUCCUGUUCAGCAAGAGCUGCAGGAGUGUAUUCAUCUGCAUAACAUGGAUUACUUCCUGUCUCCAGGCAAAGACAGACAAUGAGUAAACAGAAAAAAUAUACUGUGAUAGACUAAGGAUAGACUAAGAAUCACAGAAUGGGAUUUGUGUUCAAUAACAGUAUUGUGAGUCCAAACUCAAUUAUGAGUGUUACUGUAUAGACAAAGUAAUUCAUCUUGUCCUGCAUUAUUUUUGACUACUAUCAGAACCAUUUGUAAAUAAGAUUUUUUAAAGCAAUUUCUACAAAAUGCCUGCCAUCUGUAGACAACGGCAGUCUUAUAUGAAGCUAAAGCACUUUUAUAAAUAGCUCUGGAUGUGAGUGUCUGCUAAAAGCCUUACAUGAAUAUUGAGAUAAUCUAAUUCAACA
Messenger RNA from Carassius carassius (crucian carp), 2425 nucleotides. It is a transcript of the gene il6r, whose product is annotated as interleukin 6 receptor. Gene Ontology annotation, biological process: cytokine-mediated signaling pathway. Gene Ontology annotation, molecular function: protein binding; cytokine receptor activity. The record is from RefSeq and is a predicted model, not a curated record. Gene Ontology annotation, cellular component: external side of plasma membrane; membrane. Bases 328 to 2103 code for a protein of 591 amino acids. Lineage: Eukaryota; Metazoa; Chordata; Actinopteri; Cypriniformes; Cyprinidae. The transcript is spliced from 10 exons.